Molecule: messenger RNA, 1755 nt
Organism: Morchella sextelata
Lineage: Eukaryota; Fungi; Ascomycota; Pezizomycetes; Pezizales; Morchellaceae
Exons: 3
Coding region: 1-1755 (584 amino acids)
Cellular component (GO): cytoplasm
Molecular function (GO): calcium-dependent phospholipid binding; calcium ion binding
Source: RefSeq, a predicted model, not a curated record
AUGGACCCUAACUCAAGCAAACCGCAACUGCCGCAGGUGAACACACAGGUAAAUCCACAGGCCCCGCCGCCCCCACAACCCCAGCAGCAGCAGCAGCAGCAGCAACCUCCCCAACAGCAGCAACCACUUCAGCAGCAGCCUCAACAACCUCCUCCACAGCAGCAGCAGCAGCCGCAACUGCAACUACAACAGCCGCCCCAGCAGCAGCAGCAAGGAAUUCCAUAUCAGCAGCCGCAGCAAUAUGGAAGCGGGCCCCCCUCACCCAGUAACCUCGCACCACAGGUGUCAUACCAGCAACAGCAAUAUGGAAGCGGGCCCCCCUCACCCCUCAACCUGACAGCUCCCCAGGGGCCAUAUCAGCAGCAGCAAUACGGAAGCGCACCGCCCUCACCCAGUAACAGUCUAGCGCCCCCCCACGGCUCACCACAACCCGGGUACGCCCAGCUAGCCGGCUAUUCACCCGCCCCCCAGCAAGCCGGCUACCCCCCCACCAUGCAGCAACCCGGCCCCCCCUCUCCGCAGGGCUACUACCAGGGCUACCCCCCCGCCGCCCCGCAAGGAUACCAAUACCCCCCGCAGCAGCAGCAGCAGUUCCCCCCCUCCCCGCAGGCAGGCUACGCCGGCUACCCCCCGCAAUACGCCGGCUACCCGCCACAGCAGUACCCCCCGCAGCAGCAGCCCGCCUACGGCUACCCCCCGCACUCCCCACACUACGACCCCACCUGGCAGCAGCCCGUCUACGUCACGCCCACCAUCACCUACCCCGUCAGCGCCGGCUACACCCUCGACGAGUGCGCGCCGCCGCACUACAACCCGCAGCCCGACGCCGACGUCAUCGCGAAAGCCCUCACGCCCAGCAGCGGGCUCAACAACCGCGACGGCGAGGAGGCCCUCAUCCACAUCCUCCCGUUCCUGGCGCCGCCGCAGCUCGAGUCCAUCCGCCAGUACAUCCUCACCAAGAACGGCGUGCGCGUGCUCGACCUGGUCGACAAGGCGCUCAGCAACGACUUCCAGGACGUGGUGCGCGCCGUCGUGCUGGGCCCGCUGGCGUUCGACGCGUGGCUGCUGAAGCGCGCGAUGGGCGGCGUGGUGUACAAGAGCGUGUACAUGGACAUGGUGCUGCUCGGGCGGCGCAACGGCGACGUCAGGGCGAUCGAGGCGGCGUACUACCGCGCGCACGGGAAGCACCUGGUGGAGAGCAUCAAGAGCGAGCUGGGCGGGCCCGUGGAGGCGCUGUUCCGCAAUGCGAUCGAGGCGCGCAGGCAGGACGAGAAUGCGCCUGUGGUGGAGGCGGCCGUGGAGAAGGAUGUGGUCGACUUGUAUACGGCCAUGGUGGGCAGCGUUGAGGCGCAUGUGGUGGCGGAGAUAUUGGUCACCAGGAGCGACGCGCAGAUCCGCAGGAUCACGGAGCUGUAUAAUUCGAAGUAUGGCGUGGGGAAGGAGAAGAAGCUGGAGGACGUCAUUGUGAAGAAGUUUAAGGGGCACAUGGAGGAUGCGUUGCUGUAUAUUGUGCAGGGCGCGAACAAUAAGGCGCUGAGGGAUGCUCGGAUGCUGGAGAGGACGAUGAAGGGCGUUGGCACCAAGACGGAGGAGCUGACAUACCGCAUUGCGAUCCUGCACUGGGACAAGGCGCACCUCGAGGCCGUGAAGGCGGCGUAUAAGGCCGAGUUCCCGAAGAGGACGGACCUGAUCACGAGGGUGAAGGGCGACACUAGUGGGAACCAUGGGAAGAUGUUGGUGGCUUUGAUAGCGUAG